Setaria italica (foxtail millet) is the source of this 1516-nucleotide messenger RNA. Its product is annotated as sialyltransferase-like protein 3. Lineage: Eukaryota; Viridiplantae; Streptophyta; Magnoliopsida; Poales; Poaceae. The record is from RefSeq and is a predicted model, not a curated record. The transcript has a single exon. Bases 79 to 1227 code for a protein of 382 amino acids. Gene Ontology annotation, molecular function: sialyltransferase activity.
UCAGGGCAGCGCGCGCGCAGGCGUGCGGAACGAAGCUUAGCGCGCCGGCUGCUUUCGGCGGCUCUGGAAGAUUCCGGGAUGAAGAGGCAGUGGAGCCACCCGUCGGCCACGCUCCCGCUGCUUGUCGCCGUGUCCCUGCUCCUAACGUUCCGGUGGUGCUGCCUGCGCCACGCCCAGCAGGCUGCUCCUAGCCGCGGCGGCGCCGACGCGCCGGCCGGGGACGCGGAAGGCUACGGCUACGGCUACGUCGACGCCACGCUCGCGGAGCUCGCGGCCGUGGAUCCAGCCGCGUCGGCGGUGCUGCGCGCCGCCGAGGCGCUGCUCGAGGGGAACCUGACGAGGGCGCCACCGCAGCUCCGGGACGCCGCGGUGCGGGGCCUACGCGACUGGAUCGGCCAGCAGCGGCGGUUCGACCCCGGCGUGAUGGCGGAGCUCGUGGACCUCAUCAAGCGGCCCAUCGACCGGUACGCCGCCGGCGGGGCGCGGCGGGACGGCGAGGGGCGGCGGCGGCGGCCGUACGCGUCGUGCGCCGUGGUGGGCAACAGCGGAGUCCUGCUGGCGAAGGAGCACGGCGCGCUCAUCGACGGCCACGACCUGGUGAUCCGGCUCAACAACGCGCCCGCGGGGGAGGCCGGGGGCGGCCGGCUCGCGCGCCACGUGGGCGCCAGGACGGGGCUCGCGUUCCUCAACAGCAACGUGCUGAGCCGGUGCGCGGAGCGCGGAGGCGGCGGCUGCCGGUACUGCCGCGCCUACGGUGACGGUGUGCCCAUCCUCACGUACAUGUGCAGCGCAGAGCAUUUCGUGGAGCACGCGGCGUGCAGCAGCGCCGGCGCGGGCGCGGCGGCGCCGGUGCUAGUGACGGACCCGCGGCUGGACGCGCUGUGCAGCCGGAUCGUCAAGUACUACUCGCUGCGGCGGUUCGUGCGGGAGACGGGGCGGCCGGCGGCGGAGUGGGGGACGCGGCACGAGGAGGGGAUGUUCCACUACUCGUCGGGGAUGCAGGCGGUGGUGGCCGCGGCGGGGGUGUGCGGGCGGGUGUCGGUGUUCGGGUUCGGCAAGGACCCCGGCGCGCGGCACCACUACCACACGAUGCAGCGGGGGGAGCUGGACCUGCACGACUACGAGGCCGAGUACGAGUUCUACCGGGACCUCGAGGCGCGGCCGCAGGCGAUACCAUUCCUGCGGGACUCCGGCUUCACGCUGCCGCCGGUGGUGGUCUACCGGUGACCACGCGCGGCGCGCGUGCACGGGCACGCCAGUCAUCAGCUUGUCCUGGCGCGUGCGGACGACGUACGUACAUUCGUAGGGUUCGUGCAUCAGCGUCAUUGAUUUUCGAAGAAUUUGCUAUCCAGCCAAAAGGUUACACCAAAGUAUGAGAUGGAACUCAAAUUUGUGUUUCGUCACUGAUGAAGGAAUUACAUGUACAUGGAAAUUUGGUACUCAAGUCGCGAAAUUUGUGUUUCGUCACUGAUGAAGGAAUUACAUGUACAUGGAAAUUUGGUACUCAAGUCGCUAA